This is a messenger RNA of Spinacia oleracea (spinach), 1947 nucleotides long. RefSeq names its product rho guanine nucleotide exchange factor 8. Gene Ontology annotation, molecular function: guanyl-nucleotide exchange factor activity. The transcript has 7 exons. The coding region runs from base 91 to 1629 and encodes 512 amino acids. The record is from RefSeq and is a predicted model, not a curated record. Lineage: Eukaryota; Viridiplantae; Streptophyta; Magnoliopsida; Caryophyllales; Amaranthaceae.
UCGGGUUCUGGUUAUCACGAAAACCAUGGGUUUUACCCUUCUUUGAUAAAACUAAGAAGGGGAAAGACAUACGUUAGGAAUCCCCUUACAAUGGUAAGAGCCUUUGAUAGAAGCAGAUCGUCAUCAUUCAACUUCAGAAAAAUGUUUGAUUUAAAAAGCCACAGUUCUGACAGUAACCAUUCUCAUUCAAGUACUGAAUCAAAAAGUCCCAUGGAAGCUCAUCAUCAUAAUGUAGCAUCAUCCUCCCCCCCUGAUCACAUAGGUUUCGUUUCUCGCGUUACAAAAGACGUUGGUGUACAUAAAUAUGUCUGCAAGGUGUCCUCAGAUGUUGAUUUAAUGAAAGAAAGAUUUGCAAAGUUGUUGCUGGGUGAAGACAUGUCAGGUGGUGGCAAAGGUGUUUCAUCAGCCUUGGCUUUGUCAAAUGCCAUUACUAAUCUUUCAGCUUCUAUAUUUGGAGACUCUAAGAAAUUAGAACCAAUGUCAUCGGAUAUGAAAGCGAGGUGGCGAAAAGAAGUCGAUUGGCUCCUAUCGGUCACCGACCACAUUGUCGAACUCGUCCCUUCGCAGCAACAAGCUGCCGAUGGUUCAACCAUGGAGAUAAUGGUAACGAAACAACGAAGCGAUCUCCUGGUUAACAUCCCAGCAUUGCGGAAACUCGAUGCCAUGCUUCUUGACUGUUUAGAUAACUUCAAAGGGCAGACAGAGUUUACGUAUGUUGAUUUCAAGGAUGCAAAUGACGCAGAGAAAGCCGCCAGCCGAGACAAUGACAAAUGGUGGAUACCUACUGUCAAGAUCCCAACUGGCGGUCUAUCAGAAGCAACGAAGAAAUGGAUACAGCAGCAAAAAGAUGCUGUCAAUCAGGUUCUGAAAGCAGCCAUGGCUAUCAAUGCCCAAGUGCUCUCAGAAAUGGAGAUCCCAGAAAGCUACAUUGAGUCCCUUCCUAAGAAUGGAAGAGCAAGCCUCGGUGAUUUAAUCUACAAAAGCAUCACAGAUGAAUUCUUCGAUCCUGAUAGCCUAUUAUCAUCCAUGGACUUGACGUCAGAGCACAAAGUACUCGACUUAAAGAACAGGAUUGAGGCCUCAAUCGUGAUCUGGAAGAGGAAGAUGGUCCAAAAAGAUGGCAAGUCGUCAUGGAGCUCCGCCAUAAGCAUGGAGAAGAGGGAGCUCUUUGAAGAAAGAGCAGAAACUAUGCUACUCAUACUAAAGCAUCAUUUUCCUGGACUUCCUCAAUCCACACUUGACAUAUCCAAAAUCCAAUACAACAAGGAUGUGGGACACGCGGUACUAGAGAGCUACUCAAGGGUACUAGAAAGUUUGGCUGCUGCCAUCUUGAAUCGGGUAGAUGAUGUCGUUUAUGCUGAUGCUUUAGCAGUAAAAUCAUCAUCAGGGAGUGAACCAGAAGAGAAUCUUACACCAGGGACACCAACAUCCAUGACAUUACUGGAUUUUAUGGGAUGGAAUAUCGACCAGGGAGAAGCAAAGAAGAACCCAGGUAGUGAUUUUGAUGAAUACCUGAAAGAGCAUGAUCAUGAAAAGAUUAUGGCAAAGACUCCAGAAAACAAGAAGAUAUCCUAUCUUGAGAAGCUUGAGCAUUGGGGCGGCCUAAGAAGUCCAACAGCGCGGCAUUAAACUGGGAAGUGCACAACAUGAUGAGAUUAAAAAAGACAGCGAAUUUUAAGCUGAGAGGGACAGGAAGAGCAUAGGACCAAAGAAAGCAUGUAGAGAGAGAUAUCUUACUUUUUCUGAAAUGUGUAUAUAAAUUUUAACAGAUACCUGAGGUGGUUUGUACUGACCUAGUCCUUUAGGAGUUCUUCCUUCCUAUGACAGGACAGGGAAGUUUCAGCGUUUAACCGUGGAUGCUUUUAUGAGGUAUCCGAUAUCCUAACUUUCACUGUGCAAAGUGUACUCGAGCGGCCAUGAUUUAUAAAUUUAACUUAACUUGCUCUU